UCUUUAGAAAAAAUAUUUUUAAACAACUUUAAUCUACCAAAGUCCAAACAUAACAUUCUCGAGAAAUAUUUUCCUCCUACCAAACAAACCAGAUAUCAUUUUUAUCUAUAUGAUAUGAUGACUAACUUUAAGAAAAAAAAGUGUUGAAUGAAAAAUAUGGGGAAAACAGAGCUAAUUUACUCUUUGUUUUUACUUGUUAUUGUAGCACAACAUGCAGCAGCUGGUUCAUCAGUGAAGUUUCUUCCAGGAUUUCAACGACCACUUCCUUUUGAAUUGGAAACUGGGUACAUUGGAGUUGGUGAUUCUGAAGAUGUGCAAUUAUUCUACUAUUUUAUAAAAUCGGAGUCUGAUCCAGACUCCGACCCUAUAAUGCUUUGGAUUACUGGAGGCCCUGGUUGCUCUGCUCUAUCUGGACUUAUCUAUGAGAUUGGACCAAUAACUUUUGAGGCAGUGGAAUACAAUGGGAGUUUGCCUACAAUGAUACUGAAUCCUUACUCAUGGACAAAGGUGGCAAGUAUUAUUUUCGUAGACUUACCGGUGGGCACGGGAUUUUCCUACGCGAAAACUCCAGCAUCUCUACAAUCAUCUGAUUUACAAGCGAGUGAUCAUGCAUAUCAGUUCCUUCGCAGGUGGUUUGUGGAUCACCCAGAAUUUCUAAGGAAUCCAUUAUACAUUGGUGGAGACUCGUACUCUGGGGUGGUUGUUCCCAUUAUUAGUCAAAUUAUAGCCAGUAAGAAUGAAAUGGAAAUCAAACCAUUGAUCAAUCUUAAGGGAUAUUUACUCGGAAAUCCUUCAACUUUUGAAGGUGAAAAGAAUUAUGAGAUUCCAUUUGCUUAUGGAAUGGGACUUAUUUCUGAUGAGCUCUAUGAGUCCUUGAAGACAAAUUGUAAAGGAGAGUAUCUCAAUAUAAAUACAAGGAAUACAUUUUGUUUGCAAGAUGUUCAAACUUUUAAAGAGCUUGUUUCAGGGCUUAAUGAAGCCCAUAUUUUGGAGCCCAAAUGUGAGCGAUUUUCGCCAAGGCCACACCAAUUGUUUGGCCAAAGAAGGUCUCUUGAUGAGAAGUUUCAUGAACUUAACAAUCCUGAACAACUUCCUGCACUAAAAUGUCGCGAUGAUUGGCACAAACAUUCUUAUCAUUGGGCUAAUGAUGUUCAAGUUAGAGAUGCACUCAAUAUCCGAAAGGGGACUAUCGGAAAAUGGAAGAGAUGUGCAACUUUGCAAUACCAAAAGAUGGUCAUUAGUACCAUACCAUAUCAUGCAAGCCUCAGUAGCAAAGGCUACAGAUCUCUUAUAUACAGUGGAGAUCAUGACAAGGUUGUUACCUUCCUAUCAACUCAAGAAUGGAUAAGAUCUCUUAACUACUCAAUUGUCGAUGAUUGGCGAUCUUGGACUAUUGACAAUGAAGUUGCCGGUUACACGAGAAGUUACUCAAAUGAGAUGACAUUUGCCACAGUGAAGGGAGCAGGGCAUACUGCACCAGAGUAUAAGCCUCGUGAAUGUCUUGCCAUGCUCAGAAGGUGGAUGUCUUACCAGCCUUUGUAAUCAACAAAUGUAUCACAAUUGCUUAAUUUAGUGUUAUGUUUACUGUAACUUCACAUGUGUGAGCUCGCUCACAUUAUCGGUAUCAAGUCUGAAUAAAGAAGAGGGUUGCCGAGGGUCAAUCGGAAACAUUCUGGAUAAGCGUACAUCUUACCUUAUCCAAACUCUACUUAUGAAAUUACAAUGAAUUUUUUUGUUGUUA
Messenger RNA from Solanum dulcamara, 1741 nucleotides. Its product is annotated as serine carboxypeptidase-like 17. Gene Ontology annotation, biological process: secondary metabolic process; proteolysis. The record is from RefSeq and is a predicted model, not a curated record. The transcript is spliced from 14 exons. The coding region runs from base 148 to 1542 and encodes 464 amino acids. NCBI's taxonomy places the organism in Eukaryota, Viridiplantae, Streptophyta, Magnoliopsida, Solanales, Solanaceae. Gene Ontology annotation, molecular function: acyltransferase activity, transferring groups other than amino-acyl groups; serine-type carboxypeptidase activity.